AUGGUUGGUAGUGAUGCUAGUGGUUUGUUUCUGGGGUUUGACCUUUCUACGCAGCAGUUGAAGUGCCUUAUAGUGGAUUCAGCGUUGAAUAUUAAGAGCACUGUUGUGGUUGACUACGAUCGGGACUUAUCGGAGUUUGGAACCUCUCAUGGGGUCUAUGAGCAGGGGGAAGGGGUUGUUGAGGCCCCUGUUGCCAUGUGGUUGAGGGCUGUUGAUGUUUGCUUUGAGAAGCUGGCUAAGAUAGUGGAUCUCAGGCAGGUUGUGGCUAUAUCGGGGUCAUGUCAGCAGCAUGGAGCAGUAUUUUGGAAUGAAAAGGCAGCUGUGGCACUUGAAAGGUUGGAUACAGGAAUGGGACUUGAAGAGCAGCUUUCUGUGUGUCUGAGCCGGCCCAUGGCGACCAAUUGGCAGGACCAUAGUACGGGAGUCCAGUGUGGACAGUUUGAACAGGUAUGCGGUGGAGCCGAAUGUCUGGCCCAAUUGACCGGGUCUAGGGCUCACUAUCGUUUUACAGGACCACAGAUCAAGAAGAUUCACGACUUGGAGCCUGAGACCUACCGCAACACCCGCAAUAUUUCGCUUGUCUCUUCAUUUCUGGCUAGUAUCAUUGUGGGGAAGAUGACUCCACUGGAAGAAGCAGAUGCUUGUGGGAUGAAUCUCUAUGACAUUGAGCAACGUAAGUACAGUCCAGCACUGCUUGAAAUGGUGGGAGACAUGGACCUGGAACGGAAACUAGGCGGCAGUCCUCUUAAAAGCAGCUCAGAUCCGUUCUUGCUUGGCACAGUUUCGCCAUACUUCAGCAAGAAAUAUGGGUUGAAUCAAGAAUGUGAGGUAUAUACGUUUACUGGAGACAACCUUGCUACUAUUUGCUCCUUGCCACUGAAGAAUAACGACGUCUUGGUGUCCAUGGGUACCAGCACUACCGUAUUAUUGGUCACAGAGCAUUAUCGGCCCUCAUCGAACUACCACCUUUUCAUUCAUCCUACCAUCCCCGGUCACUACAUGGGAAUGAUAUGCUACAGCAAUGGUUCUCUUGCUAGACUGCAGGUCUGUAAAAGCCUGGGGGGUGCAGAAGACUGGGAACACUUUACAAGCGUGCUGGAAGACCCGACGGUUGAUAUUACGAACGAAAUUGGAGUAUACUUCCCAGUACCUGAGAUUGUACCAUCUCUGCAAAAUCCAGUUACUAAGCGUGCAAUUAUACACGAUAACAAUGAUCUAGCAGUCGUGGACUCGUUCGCUGACGCAUCGCACGACGUCAAGAACAUUGUAUUCUCACAGGCCUUGAGUUGCAGAGUGCGUAUGGCACAGCUCCUUGAUGGCAAUGAGUCUUCUAGAAGCAUCGGAACUACAACUUUUGACGGCCAAAGGUACCCUCUUGAAGUAUUUAAUAGAAGACCCAACAGGGUAUUCUUUGUCGGCGGCGCCUCUAAGAACACAUUGCUAGUCAGAUCGUUCGCCGACAUCUUGGGGGCGACAGAGGGGAACUAUAGACUAAAGACGCCCAAUUCAUGCGCUCUAGGUGGAUGCUAUAAAGCAAUGUGGUCCCAUCUAUAUCAUAACAAACAGGUGUCAGAUGGGUUUGCAUCAUGGUUGGACCGCACAUUCAAAUGGGAUAUUGACACCGAAUUCAUCUGUGAUACCAACCAAAACAACUGGGAAAUGUCCAGCUAUAAGAUAACUGCACUUAGCAGGCUUGAGAGCAUGCUAGAAUCAACCAAACGCUAG
Molecule: messenger RNA, 1725 nt
Organism: Eremothecium sinecaudum
Lineage: Eukaryota; Fungi; Ascomycota; Saccharomycetes; Saccharomycetales; Saccharomycetaceae
Gene: XKS1
Product: xylulokinase
Exons: 1
Coding region: 1-1725 (574 amino acids)
Biological process (GO): xylulose metabolic process
Cellular component (GO): cytosol
Molecular function (GO): D-xylulokinase activity
Source: RefSeq, a predicted model, not a curated record